CAGAUGUUUUUGUUGAAUAUUUGAUAGAGAAUUACUCAUAUUAUUAACCUCUAGUACCGAUGAGGAUUCCUUGUACUCAGUUUUGAAUAAUCCAUAUUAGAAAAAUUGACGAUGAGAAGUGGAGCAGCAACAUUUGAUUUGGCAAAAGGGCUUAGCAAGGCAGUGAUCGCAGCCUCAAAAAGGAAGGGAAGACAAUGUUUGUGGGGUUCUGAAGUGGAGGAGACACUCCACAGGUUGGGUUGGCGGCAAUGCCUGACCCCAUCAUUGGUGGCCAAUGUGAUUGACCCUUUCCUCCUAAGUCACCAUUCUCUUGCUCUUGGCUUCUUCAAUUGGGCCUCUCAGCACCCUGGCUUUGCCCACACUCCCUUUACCUACCACUCACUCCUCAAAUCCCUCUCUCACACCAACCACUUCACUGCCAUUUAUUCACUCCUCAAACAAGCCAAAGCUCUCAACUUUUCCAUCCACCCGUCUCUUUUCAGCUCCAUCAUAGCAUCCCAUAUUGCCCACAACCGUGCUCGCGAAGCCUUUUCGCUCUUGGGUAAUGUUGCUCCCCUUUGUGCCGAAAUUGGAGGGCCCACUUAUAACUCGCUCUUGGCUGCCCUUGCCUCUGAUGGGUGUUUGGAAAGUGCGUACCAGCUGUUUGAGGAAAUGACUCAGAGUGGUAUUGGUUUCAGCACACUGGGAUUUGGGGUAUUUAUUUGGCGGGUUUGUGGAGAGGGUGAUGUGGAAAGGGUGGUGAGGUUGUUGGAUGAGGUUAAGGAAUGUGGUUCUGGGAUUAAUGGUUCUGUUGUGGCGGUUUUGACUGUUCAUGGGUUGUGUCGGGCUUCUAAGGUAUCGGAGGCUUUGUGGAUGUUGGGUGAUCUCAGGAGUAGGGGUUGGAAACCCGAUUUCAUGGCUUACUGGGUUGUUGCCGCAGGGUUCCGGUCAAUGAGGAAUGUGGCUGAUGAAGUGAAAGUUUUGAAGAUGAAGAGGAAGUUAGGGGUGGCUCCUAGAAGCAGUGAUUACAGGGACUUGAUACUUGACUUGAUUACGGAGAGAAGGAUGUGUGAAGCAAAAGAAGUUGGGGAGGUUAUAAUUGGUGGUAAUUUUCCUGUUGAUGAUGACGUUCUCAAUGCAUUGAUAGGAUCGGUAUCAAGUGCAGAUCCUAGUGCUGCUAUAAUGUUUUUCAAUUUCAUGGUUGAGAAAGAGAGGUUCCCAACUAUUUUGACUGUCAGUGAUUUGUGUAGGAAUCUGUGUAGGCAUGGCAAGGUUGAUGAGUUAUUGGAGGUGUUCCGUGUUUUGAAUUCUCAAAACUACUUCAAAGAUGUGGAGGGUUUCAAUGUAAUGAUUUCAUUUUUGUGCAGGGCUGGGAAAGUGAGAGAAGGCUAUACUGUUCUGCAGGAGAUGAAGAAGAAAGGGUUCCAACCCAAUGUCUCGUCCUAUAAUUACAUAAUGGAAGCGUGUUGUAAGGAGGAUCUACUGCGUCCUGCGAGGAAGCUCUGGGAUGAGAUGUUCUCGAACGGCUGUUUGGGGAAUUUGAAAACAUACAACCUUCUUAUACAAAAAUUUUGUGAAGUGGGACAAGCUGAAGAGGCUCAAAUGCUCUUUUACCAGAUGUUAGACAAGGGAGUGGAACCUGAUGUUACCACUUACACUUUUCUUCUAGAAGGACUCUGCCAAGAAGACAAACUAGAAGCAGCUUUUGAGCUCUAUAACAAGUCUGUCAAACAGGACAUAAUCAAUGCAAAAGGCAUAUUGAGCUCCUUUACAUCAUCACUAUGCAGGAAAGGUCAUCAUAUGGCUGCAUCCAAAUUACUUUGUAGUCUCAAUCAUGAUAUAGGAUGUGCAGAAUCCCAUAUAAUUUUGUUGAAAAGUUUGUCAGAUGCACAAGAGAUUCCAAUUGCCAUUGAGCAUUUGAAGUGGGUUCAGGAAAAAUCACCUUUGAUACUAAGAGAUAUAUGUACUGCACUUUUGGAUUCUCUUUCUUCUGCUACAUGCCCAGAGCCCAUGUUACAGUUCCUUCAAAGAAUACAAAAUGUGUUUGAUUUCCCAUACUUCGAAGGAUAUGUGUGACAAAUGAUUACGAUUUGAGAAGAUUAUGUUCUCAGUUUUGGGUGCCAUUGAUGAAGCAUCCGGAGGACAUGGUGGGGAGAAAGGGAUUGCAGCGCUACUUGAUGAUUCGAAAGAUCAACUGUCAUCUGACAACAGCAUACCCCUAUCCCCACAGUGGCUGUAUUCCAAACCUGUUGAUGCAAGGACAACUACCAAUCCGGUGGGGGUGAAUUCAACUUAUCCCAUACUGAAAGAUAGUUGGCGUUUGGAGGGAACCUUCUGAUGCCAUUGGAAGGAACCUAAAAGUAGAUAUGCAUAAUUUUGAUUAUGAUGGGUCUUCUGCUAGCGAUGAUCAACCUUGGUCUUCUUCCCGACCUGAUACUAGCUCAAGUGUUGGUAUUCCUUCUCAAAUACCCAAUCAAAGUUAUCACUCUGAGGUCAAGUUCUCUGAUGAUCAGGGCUUCACUAAUAUUGUUGCACAUGAUGAGGAUAUCUCUUUGUCAUAAUUGGCCGGAAGCAUAAAUGAUAAACCUUUGAUGAGGCCCAUGGAUGUGAAUACAUUGCAUUCUCAUCCUACCGGAAAACCUCUUGCCAAUGAAAUUGCAUUGAGUGAUUCUCACCAUGAAGCUGAUAAGUUGCACCCAUUUGGGUUAUUGAUGUCUGAACUCAGAGAUGGUUCUCAUUUAAGGCGUGCACAAUCUUCCAAUAGUUCUUUGAGAUUGGGUGAUCAGGGUCAUUUUCAAGAUCCAUUAAUGGAUAGAGAUGCUUCUUUUACUGAUCAACAAAGCUCUAUUAGUGGUAUGGUUAAUCAACCUUCUUUCAGGGAGAAAUGGGGUGAUAAAUAUGGUACAAUUA
Vigna radiata var. radiata (mung bean) is the source of this 2889-nucleotide messenger RNA. RefSeq names its product pentatricopeptide repeat-containing protein At5g14080. Lineage: Eukaryota; Viridiplantae; Streptophyta; Magnoliopsida; Fabales; Fabaceae. Gene Ontology annotation, molecular function: protein binding. Bases 112 to 2055 code for a protein of 647 amino acids. The record is from RefSeq and is a predicted model, not a curated record. The transcript is spliced from 6 exons.